Messenger RNA from Brassicogethes aeneus, 875 nucleotides. NCBI's taxonomy places the organism in Eukaryota, Metazoa, Arthropoda, Insecta, Coleoptera, Nitidulidae. The record is from the annotation of a GenBank genome assembly.
CUCGAUUUGAACCUUAUCGCGCGUGUUCUCUUUCACAGGAAUUCACGUUGCCACACGCGAGUAACAAGUGUCUGUUAAAAAUAACACAAGCAAAAUGACCCCUCAGUGCACUACCGCCACGUAUUACAACACAAAAGAACCCCUAAUUUCGCAACUGGGUGCCAAUAACGUUAGUGUGGUGAACAGCAAACAAAAAAAUAAGAAAUUAGUCAAAGACAAAGGAAAAAACAUUAAGUGUGUGAUAGUAGGUGAUAGAUGUGUGGGAAAAACAGCCCUGGCUGUUUCUUACAGCAACGACACAUUUCCCAGAAAAUAUAUACCAACAGUUUACGAUAAAUAUAACGUUGAAGUGCAGGUGAAUGGCGAACCAAUCAAAGUUGAGAUUUGUGACACAGCUGGAGAGGACGCCAGAUUUCCUUUAACAAAACUUUGUUACCCAGACACCGACGUCUUUCUCCUUUGCUUCUCCGUGGUGCAACCGGAAUCCUUCUACUCUGCCUGCACGAGAUGGCACGACGAACUGACGCGACUGGGAACCGCCGUCGUCCUGGUUGGAACUCAAGCCGACCAAGCGCAGGACUUCGAGGUCCUUCAACAUCUGCAGAGACACCGACAAAGGCCCGUCAUGACCGUGGAGGCACAAAUUUUGGCUGAAAAACUGAACGCUCCCUACGUCGAAACGUCAGCGAAAACUUGUGCGCAGCUAAAAGAGGCCUUCGAUCUUGCCAUCACUUUGGCCAUGAGCAAACAGAAGAAACGGAAGUUUUGGAGGAGGCUUUGCUGCGUGUGAUCUACUUUAUUUUGUUUAUUUAUUGUUCUAGGUUUAAUAGACUUUUAAGUCAAGUAUUGCAAUCCAGUAAUAAAGUGUUAAAAAU